This is a messenger RNA of Anopheles stephensi (Asian malaria mosquito), 1607 nucleotides long. RefSeq names its product trans-1,2-dihydrobenzene-1,2-diol dehydrogenase-like. Gene Ontology annotation, molecular function: nucleotide binding. Lineage: Eukaryota; Metazoa; Arthropoda; Insecta; Diptera; Culicidae. The record is from RefSeq and is a predicted model, not a curated record. Bases 339 to 1355 code for a protein of 338 amino acids. The transcript has 4 exons.
GUGCAUUACUUGCGUUUUUGUACACAGAUUCCAGAUGUUUCGUGUUGUGUGAUUGUGGAUUUCUUUGCUAGAAGCUUCAUUUUGUUUAAAAUCUGAUACUAGGACGUACAAAUGACGUGUACCUUCUGUCAUAUGGUAUGUUUAUUUUCAGGCAAGUGGUUUCCCUACGUAACCUUCCACCGGUAUCAAAACCAUAAAUAGUGUGUUUUCUCAACGAACUCCGUCGACUACCUUUAUCGCCUAAAAUCGACACAGUCUAGCAGGCGCGUCGAGGUGCAGUGACAAUCGAUUCGUGACAGGUACAACACCACAGGCUGCUCGGAACAUUCAGUAGAACGAUGGCUCCACUACGAUGGGGAAUUGCAAGUGCUGGCAAGAUUUCGCACGAUUUCGCGAACGCCGUCGGAACGCUGCCGGCAACGGACCAUCGAGUAGUGGCUGUGGCUGCCCGAAAGUUGGCGGAUGCUGAAAAAUUUGCUGCCCUGCACGGCAUAGGAACGGCACACGAAGGAUACGACGCGUUGGCUAAAAAUCCGGACGUUGAUGUCGUUUACAUUGGGGCGGUUAAUAACGCACACUACGAGCUGGUGCUGCUGAUGCUGGAGCACGGAAAACAUGUGCUGUGCGAGAAGCCGCUCUGCCUGAACGAAGGCCAAUCGAAGCGACUCGUCAAGCGAGCGGCCGAGCAGAAGCUCUUCCUGAUGGAAGCUAUCUGGUCGCGGUUUUUCCCGUUUUAUCGCCAGCUCCGGGAGCGUAUUGACCGUGGAGAUCUAGGUAAGAUUGAAGAGGUGGAAGUAGAGUUCGGAUUUGUGCUAUCCGACAUCGAUCGCUUGCGGCUCAAAAGUCUCGGAGGAGGUACCGUGCUGGAUCUGGGUGUCUACACGAUCCAGGUUUGUUUGUGGGCGUUCGGUGGUACGGCCCCAGAAAAAGUGGUGGCAUCUGGUGUGACGAACGAUGAGGGUGUUGAUGUGGAGGUUACGGCUGAAUUGCACUUUCCUGGCGGCGGUGUUGGACGUAUGAAAACGAGCGCUUUGCAUCAGUUGAAGAAUACUGCGGUAGUGCGAGGAAGCAAGGGCAAUAUAACAUUACAUGACUUCUGGUGUCCGUUGAAGCUUACCGAUUUGGACGGUACAAUACAAGAAGACAAGUUACCAGUCGCUCGUCAUCCGUUCAACUUCAUGAACAGUUCCGGAUUAAGAUACGAAGCGGAGGAGGUACGGCAAUGCAUUACAGCCGGUCGAUUGCAAUCGACGUCUGUGACACAUAUUGACAGCUUGCGCAUCGCACACAUUCAGGAUGAAAUUCGGAAGCAGGUAGGCGUUGUCUUCCCGGAAGAUGCCCAAUUUGCCUUGUGAGCGUGAAAGCUCCUUAGGUUAAUUAAAAGAGUAUGAAUGUACUUUUCCUGCAAGCAACCGUCAAACAAGUACAUGAACAAAUUAAAUGAAACAAUAAAAUAGAAAUGUAAUAUCCUCAAAGGCUAGCCAAACCCAGUUCGUUUGAAAAGUUCAUUCCCUUAGGGAAACCAGUUCUUUUAAUAUAUUUGUAAUUCAUCGUUUUGUGUUAUUUAUUAAUCUGAAUAAUAAACUUUAAUUUUGGGGCUUUUAAAA